AUGGGCGCCUUUACAAAGUUCCGCUUCUUCAACCGGCGCCUCGCGCUCUCAUGCGUGCUCAUCGCCGUGUCGACGUUCAAUUAUGGUUUCGACAACCAAGCUUUUGCGACGACGCAGGCGAUGGACGCGUUUGAUAAGCAGUUUGGCGUUUUGAAUGAGAAGACGGGGAAGUAUAUUCUUGAACCGUCGUGGCUUUCGCUGUUCAAUAGUUUGAACUACAUUGGUUUUGCUGCUGCGACUAUCGCUGUCACGUCUUUUCACCGGGAGCAGAUCAUGGCUGCUCGAAUUCUCAAUUAUGUGUACGUUGGAAUGGAGCUUGGUGUUGUCCCAACCUUUCAGUCCGAAAUCGUGCCAGCUCAAGCUCGUGGCUUCAUGGUCGGAUCCUACCAGCUCAGCCUCGCAGUCGGCGGUCUCGUCAUCAACAGUAUUUGCUUCGGAACAAGCUCCCUCCCCGACAAUCGCGCCUGGCGAAUCCCUCUCGGAAUGUUCUACAUCGUACCUAGUAUUGUCGUCGCAGGCAUCUGGUUCGUUCCCGAGUCGCCGCGAUGGCUGCUUCGAAAGAAUAGAGUUGAAGAGGCGCGCAAGAGUCUUCAGCAGAUUCGUGAAGGCGCCUUUGCGGAUGAAGAGAUCGAUGCUGAGUUCACUGAACUCAAGGUCUCUUUGGAGCAGGAGACUGAGCAGGGAAAGUUUGUUGAGCUUGUGAAGGGUAUUAAUCUCAAGCGAACUCUUAUCGUUAUGGCUGUCAACUUUUAUCAACAGGCUGGUGGUCAAGCCUUCGUGUCGCAGUAUGGUACCAUCUAUGUCAAGUCACUUGGUACCAUAAACCCGUUUGGUUUCAGUCUGAUCACGUCAGCCAUCAGCAUCGUUUCAAUUACCUGCAUCCUUCUUUGGACGGAUAUCGUUGGUAGACGUGUUCUUAUGAUGGCCUCAUCCGUCACCAUGUUUGCUGCCAUGAUGACAAUGGGCGGUCUCGGUAUCGUUUCACCAGUCGAUGAUUCGAGAAAGAAGGGCGUGAUCAGCAUGAUGGCGGUGUUUGCCUCCGGUUUUGGAAUGGGCUGGGCACCUCUAGUCUACGUCGUCACCACUGAGCUCUCUGCUCUCCGGCUCCGUGAUCUUACGUCGCGAGUUGGCUUCACCACCAAUGUUAUCAUGAACUUCACUGUCAACUUCAGUAUCCCAUAUCUCAUCUACGACAAGUAUGCCGGCUUGAAUAGUAAAGUCGGCUUCAUCUUUGGAGGAAUUAUGGCUACUGCCCUUGCAUUUGUCUAUUUCUGCGUCCCUGAAUGCAAGGGCAAGACUCUGGAGCAGGUCGACUUCUUGUUUAACCAGGGUGUUCCGAUCCGACAGUUUGGGAAGGUCGAUGCGGCAGAGAUGAUGCGCGCUACACAGGAGGAAGACGGUCUUGGCAAGGUGCACUCUGACGGUAAGGCUAAUACCGUAACAGCUGAAGAGCGAGUUUAA
Molecule: messenger RNA, 1461 nt
Organism: Fusarium musae
Lineage: Eukaryota; Fungi; Ascomycota; Sordariomycetes; Hypocreales; Nectriaceae
Exons: 5
Coding region: 1-1461 (486 amino acids)
Biological process (GO): transmembrane transport; carbohydrate transport
Cellular component (GO): membrane
Molecular function (GO): carbohydrate:proton symporter activity
Source: RefSeq, a predicted model, not a curated record